GACUUUAGUAAAUAAGUUGCUGUAGGUUUUGUCAUGGUUUUUUUUGUGGAACAAGAACAGCAUGUUAGAGGGAGCGGAAUUCAGAGAAUGUUUGCAUUGAGAUGUCUUAAUUUAUUAAUUUGUUUUAUUGGAAGAAAAUGAAAUUAUUUGUAUGACCUAAAAAGCUUUUAAGGAAGGAAGCUUGUGAUUGUGAUUGUGAUACAAGAAUAGAUUGUAACAAAAACAGCCACUCAUCAAGCAAGAAGUGCAUGUUUCAUUAUUGAAAAAGUUGUUUAUAAUAUGCUUGUGUUAUUUUGUAUGUUUCUUGGAAUGGCUGUAAUACACUUGAAAAUCAGGCAAAUAGAGAUGGAAGAAAAACUGUCCUUGCAAAUGGAUAUUUUACACAAAAUUUCUGUUCAACAAGAUUUGCAAGAGAAGAUAUUUUAUCUCAGCAAGAGUAUAUUGGAAAAUUCUGGAAAAAUUAGUUCCAUUCAUUUAAGCAAUCUAUCUGACAGUACAGAUAAAAUAGGUACCAGUACAAAUUCUCAGGGAGUUUUCAAGAAAAAAAAUGAUACUACCCAGUUGUCAGGAAUAAAAUUAAACUCUAAUUUUGUAAACACACGUCCAAGAUAUGAAAUUAACUUUGGUAAAUCAGAAGGAGGUAGUGAUAUUUCAAAUUUAUCAAAUGAUGCCAUAGUUCAUGUAAGAAAUUUAAAUAUUGUAAAUAAAAGUUCCUUAAAUAAAGAAAAUAUGUCUGAUGUCAUUCUUAAGACAAAACUCUUCACUGAUGUUUUAAAUAAAAAUGUUAGUGCAUCAGGAAUUUUCGAAAAAUUGCAUUCAAGUCAAAGAACACCUAUUUUUCCUUAUGUGGAGUGGACUGGAAAUAGUACGAACCCUGAAGAAUGGAAUACAGAAGGAAAUGAACGUGCCACCAAAGGGAACGUUUUAUCACGUGUUGUACGUUCUAACAGGAGGAAAGGUAAAAAACAUAGACAACCACUUCCACAAAGUGGGAGGACUCGUCCUCGCAAGAUAUCCAGGGAUCGUGGUUCUGUACUGCACUUCAUAGGUGGAGUGCCAGAAAGGAUAUUUCAAGAUGGAGGUAUCAUUGCCCCAUGGUUUCAGGAUAAGGCUAUGUCUGGUAAUUUUGGAGCCUUUCAGUAUGAUCUCAAAGAAGGAGGACUUGUGGAAAUGUCCGAAGCUGGCUUGUACUUAAUAUAUGCCCAGGUUUACUACAUGACUACAGAAUUGCAUAACAGUUUUGCAAUAAAUAUAAUGGAAAAUGGAAAGACACAAACUCUGCUUGCAAUGUGUAGUGCUAAUUCUUGUCCAAAUAUACCUGGUUCUUUGGCUGAGUUGAGUUGCUUUACAUCAGUUGUACGGUUCCUGAAUGUUGGCGAUCAAGUUUUUGUCCUGCAGAGAGAAAGAAAUAGGCGAAUUCUUAUGAGAGAAGGACAGUCGUUUUUGGGACUUGUCAAACUAAACAGUCUUUCUCAGAAGAACUAAAACAAAGAUGAUGUUAACAAUAGUCAUUUGACAGUUAACGAUUCAGAAGAAAGGAUCUUAUGCCAAACUGUGUUAUUUUCUUUGUGCCUUAACUAUUACUUGUAUCGUGUGUGUGUUUGAAGUGUUUAAAUAUUUUUCUCUACCAUUAUUGCAUUUACUAGGGUUAUUUUUUUAAAUAGUUUGUUGGUCUAGAACUGUUAUGGUGUUGCUUUCUUUGUUAUGUGUUGCAUUAGGUAACUAUAUGUAGUUAAUAUGAUUUCAAUUUCUGCAUUUUUGUUUGAAAUAAAAAUUUUCAAAAUUA
Bacillus rossius redtenbacheri is the source of this 1786-nucleotide messenger RNA. RefSeq lists its product as uncharacterized. The transcript has 5 exons. Gene Ontology annotation, molecular function: tumor necrosis factor receptor binding; receptor ligand activity. Gene Ontology annotation, cellular component: membrane. The record is from RefSeq and is a predicted model, not a curated record. Bases 280 to 1485 code for a protein of 401 amino acids. Gene Ontology annotation, biological process: immune response. NCBI's taxonomy places the organism in Eukaryota, Metazoa, Arthropoda, Insecta, Phasmatodea, Bacillidae.